AAGGUGCUGUCUUUCACAAGAAACUUAGCACAUCGGGUUAGGGAAAGUUUUUCAGGUAUUUCUUCAGGGUUGCAAAGGGCAGGUGAUGUCCACUCAGUUCUGUCGGAAGAUGAAAGCAGCCCUGGCCAUAGCAGGUCAACCCAACCUCAAAACAUGUACAGCUUCAAUGUUGUCCUGCUGGACCCUGGUGUUGACAUCAUUCCUCGGCAGAAAUUCCGAGAUGUACUUUGACAGGAUGGUCGUAUUGUUGAGAUUUCAUUACCACGUGGAGCACAGGGACCAGACGCACAGAAAAAACUGACCAGUGCCUUUCCCCACUUCAGAGCCAAAGCCAGGUUGGUGGUAUUUAUACAUGUAUGGGGUAAAAUACAGUAAGUAUAAUAUUUUUCCUUCUUCCUUGUUUGUUUCCAAAUUCUUUAACCCCCCCUUUUUUCAUGUUUGUCGUAGUGGGGUAUUUUUUGGUUAACAUGUGAAAUGGGCAUUUUGAAGCCAGGCCAGGUUGUUAUUGAACAAAAUCUGAGUAUAAAAAUCACUUGUUAAAAUAUGUCCUAUUAUUUCCAGUGUAGUUUUAAAUUUUGUAGUAAGCUGUCUUUAUCCAGCUUCUACACCUUUUAAUAACAUUAUGCCAAAGACAUUUUAUUAAGACAAUCUCUGAAUAUUCAACACCUGUUGGGAAAAUGCAAUACAUGUCUACUUUCAAACAAAGUUUUUAUUUUCCUUUGAAAUAAUAGUCUCCUAUUCAAAGUACUUAAUUACAUCACGUAGUUUAUGCUAAUGCUAAUUCUGUUGUGGAUAAAAGGUCAAUUUCUUUGGAUAGUUAAGAACUACAAUGUGUAUAUAGUGAUAUACAUGGAAACUUUGCAGUCAUAACCUGUAUUCAUCAGAUUUUCUUUAUAAUGUUACCUAGACAAUCUCACGGUUAUGGCAAUCCACCAAUUCAAGUUUUGGUCACUGACAAAUCUGCUCGAAAUAAUCUGGUGCCUGCUAAUCUCCCAGCACAUGGAUUUACAGCAAGGGAGCUCCACAAAGUUGCUGGACAAGGCUCCCUUUAUUUACGCCUCUUUGAAGAUCCCACCACAUCG
This is a messenger RNA of Porites lobata, 1082 nucleotides long. NCBI's taxonomy places the organism in Eukaryota, Metazoa, Cnidaria, Anthozoa, Scleractinia, Poritidae. The record is from the annotation of a GenBank genome assembly.